Molecule: messenger RNA, 953 nt
Organism: Hylaeus anthracinus
Lineage: Eukaryota; Metazoa; Arthropoda; Insecta; Hymenoptera; Colletidae
Product: ejaculatory bulb-specific protein 3-like
Exons: 2
Coding region: 106-498 (130 amino acids)
Source: RefSeq, a predicted model, not a curated record
CGACUAACGAACCGUAUCCUGGACAUAUAAAACGUCCACGAUAACGAGCUCGGCAUUCAGUGAUCGCGAAAUCAGCUCCAAACGAAAACCAAACUUUGCACCAAGAUGAAGAGUGUCAUGAUUUCUUUUGCACUUGUGAGCUGCCUGCUCUUGGCAGACGUAUUCGGCGAGGACAAGUACACGACCAAGUACGAUAACAUAGAUAUUGAUACGGUGAUCAGUACCGAGAGACUUCUCAACGGAUACGUCAAUUGUUUAUUGGAUCGUGGUGCUUGCACUCCCGACGCUGCUGAACUUAAAAAAAAUCUUCCCGAUGCAUUGGAACACGAUUGUGUGAGCUGCAGCGAAAAGCAAAAGGAAAUCGCAGACAAAGUCUCCCAGCAUUUAAUCGACCACAGAGCAGAGGAUUGGAGCCUUCUCGAGGCAAAAUACGACCCUUCGGGAGCUUACAGACAACACUAUCUCGAAAAACAAGCCAAAGACAAAGCGAUAGACUAAACCGCGCUUGGUAGUUCUUCAACCAAUUUGCAAUUCACCUUUAUUAACUUUAAAUGCACUUUAAACACACUCGACUACGCAUUGUUAGUUACUUGGUAUCAAUUAUAAACAUUUAACGAGUCAGUUGAAUUUAAUUCACAACACUUAAACGAUGAAAACAUCCAAAUGGAAAGAUACAAAUUAACCAACUCUGCCGUAAAACCAGCAUCCUCAAAACAUUUUCACGUGGCCAUCCGUUCGGUAUCUCUGAAACAAUUAAAACGUCAGAUUUAAAACUCAGAAAAAGAUUUCCGUAAACGGUUGCAAAUAUUUCAACCCUUCGCUAUGAUUUCCAUCCCUAUAAAGAGCGUACGUUUGUGCUUUCAAGUUAUUUGAAUCUAUUCGUAGCUAUCCCAUUAGCCAUUAUCCAACAAUUUGUUCCGAUCUUUUAAUCGUCCAACCUUUAAUCUUUUAAU